AAUAAACUGUAUCAGAUCAAUAGACGAUGAGCACCGGCUGAAGACACCUCUGCUUCGGCCCAGUGCGCCAGCACUGCCUCGCCAGGAACCCGUCGAUGGAGGCCGAUGAAGCUGAAGCAAAAGCAUGCUUGCUUCUGAUGGCUUUGCUCGCGCUCGGAGGGCUUCUUCCCGGUAUUCACUGGAAGGUGAAUCUGGGAGUGAUGUCCCUGUUUUUUUACUAUUGGAAAAAGCGCUCGGUUCUCCAUUGCGAGCUCGUAGAGAUGGUCUAUUGGGCGUUGAUGUAUGCUUGGUUUGGAUAUAUUUUCAUUGAACUUCAUGAUUCACCCAUCCUUCAACUUGGGGCCUUCAAGUCGAUCUUUGGAUCUUUGGCUGACUUGAUCAUCGCAUGUGUCUUCAGCCUUUGUGGGGUUUGGGCCCAUACCACGGCUCAGAACGAUCGGCUUCAAUCCUCGAUCCAGGAGCUCGACCUUCGGAUGCUGGUGGAUAAGCAGCAUGUGGAGACGGGUGCCUCGCGUUUCACCGUCUAUUGUAUUCAGAAUCUUAUUAGCCAGCGGAGUACCUCUUCGGGUCAGCUGCAACGGCUGGUCGGAAAGCUUAGAGAGAUGGCCAUGGGCACGAUGCAUUUGCUUGAAGAGGAGGUCUUGCUAGCCCUUGAGUCCUGCUGUCACGGCUCGGAUGGUACGUCACCUCCCGACGAUUUGCUCUACGUCCUGAACUGUUCAGAGGUUGACUUACCUCAAUUCUUAGCCUUGACCAGUAGCGAUCAGGUGAUCCACCUCUUCCGGAAGCACGUGAUGCACAUGGACACCGUGACCAAGACGCGGCUGGUGGAUGCGCUCCAACGGCAGCACGACUUCUACGCGAACCGGCUCCAACAGGAGUUGGUGGUGGAGUUGCUGGAGAGCACCACUGGGGACGAGCUUCGGAUGAUGAAAGACAUCCUGGACGAGGGUGGAGACUUUUACAACCUACACAAGCUGGUCUUCCACGAUCUGGACCCUGAGAUGCAUUCCAGGGUGCUGAGCCAUAUCCAGCAGCAGGGGCGCCGUCUGGCCAAGCAGUACGACCCGGGGCAAGCGCCCAUGAAGAUUGUGAGUGACGUGGACGACACCCUCUAUGGGAGCGGUGGACACUUCCCGGCGGGCUGCGAUGAGCGGUUUCCCCGGCAUCAGGUGUACCCUGGCGUCCUGGCUUUGUUUCGGGAGAUCACGGCCCAUCGCGCGGCCCAGCAGAGAGAGAAACCCAAGGGUGAUGUUUCAUUCCAUCCUCCACAGAUUCGAGCGCGGUCCAACUUGGUCUUUUUGUCGGCCCGACCGCGCGCGUACAAGGACUACCUGGAAAACAAGUCCUACAAACUCUUCCGUCGCCUCCGAAAAUCGGGCAAGCUGCACUGCAUGCCCACGCUUCUGGGGGCUGGAAAGCUCAAGUCCUCGGGCUUGGCAGCCAUCUUUGGAGUGGUUCUCCGGUACCCACGGCCCACGCUCAUUGGAGCUUCUUUGAAAGUCUUUCUUUGUUCGUGCUGCUUGGGUCUUCUUCCCAUGAUCUUCCCCUUCACUUUCUUGACCUUUGCUUUUGCUGCCUUUGCUGUAUUGGUCAUCUGGAGCUUUUUUGCGAUCAGCAGCCUGCGGAAGGAAGGCCGUGUUAAUGUUCCUCCGCUCAACUCGGAUUUUUGGAGGCCUGUUGGAGAAGAUAGGAUCAAAUCGUUCAUGGAGUACCGGCAAUUGUACAGUGAGUGCUCCAUGCUCUUCUUCGGCGACAACGGCCAAGGGGACCUCAUGUGUGCGGAGCAGCUGACCAGGAUGAACGUCGGUGGCGAGGGCACCGGCGGGGGCGGCAUGGUCUCCGCUGCUUUCAUCCACCAGGUGGCAGAUCCUGCUGAGCAGCUUAGUGAGUUGGAGAAGUUCGAGGAUCAUGCUCUGGCGAAGGAGGAGUAUGCCUCCAGAGGCAUCUACCUCUACCGCACUUACGUCGGAGCUGCCAUCCAUGUCUACAACUUGGGCUUCAUUUCUCAGGAGGGCCUCUUCCGUGUGUGCACCGAGGCGGUGCAGGACAUGGUGAGGCUUCGCAUCCGCUACUUAGGCUGCGCCGAAGCACGGCCCUGGAGAGAAGUGGUCAAUGAGAUGAACGAAGAUGUAGACCGCGCCAACGAACUCUUGCGCGAUAGCGGCCUUCAGGUGGCAAAGGCGCCGAUUUCUGUGGAGGUGAAUCUGGCACGUGGUCCUCAGGUUUCUGUGGUAUUGCUCAGUGGAAGAGGGGCUUGGUGUAGAGCAGACCCAGCUCGCACUGUGAAUGAGCUCCAGAAGGAAGCCCAGCAGAGGUUGGGAGUUAGCAUUGCAUAUUUGAUCACUGCAGUGGGUGCGAAGUUGUCAGAGACCACCAUGACCAUGGAGGAAGCAGGAAUUGGCCAUGAUGAUUAUGUACAAGCGGUUGUAGCGUCUGAGGCCCCCAACUGCCCUGACCCUGACCUCUCUCGUCGCAGUGAGCACAGCUUGGAGGAUCUGGAAAGCCUUGUGAACCUCCUCUUGGACGCGCAAAUUGGCUUGAUCCGCUUGGAAUACUUGAUGGAGCUACGUGCUCGUGGCGACCAACUACCGCGCCGGCAGGAUGCUGAGCAUGAGAUGACCAGUAGCAAGCGCACUGCCAUCGUGAGCCGCGAAGAACUUAUGGAGUUGGAAUUGGAUGAGAUGGGACACAUCACCACAUUGAUCAGCAACCCUGGACACUACUUCCCCCCAAGCAGAGUGAGGGUAUCCUUGCACUCCAUAUCACACCCGUGGGAGACAUUGGAACAUCCAGACCCUUGGGGAUAUCAGCUUCAAUGGUUGAUCGAAGAGUGUCGUCCUGCACUAGCCGAGGGCUUGGUGUGGGUUUUUGUAGACUACACUUCACUGUAUCAGCGAGGUGACCGUACCGAAGAACAGAUCCAAGCGGUUUCUCACGCUUUGUGGAACGCACACGUGCUUUAUGCUCACAAUGCCAUUACGGUGCACAGAUUGGAGAGCCUGACACCAGAGACUGAGAAAGCUGAUGGUUUCAUCCCAGUGUUUUCUGAAGAGGCCGGAAAAGUAAGUGAGAUGGCCAUCAAAGACCUGACGAUGAAAGACACGCCUUGCAGUGAUCGUGGAUGGUGGCGAGGUGAAAAGCAUUGGUCAAGUCCGCGAACCCCUGGCUCAAGCUCUCACUCUAUCCCUUUGCUACCUCGCUUGUUCAAUAUGCUCAUUGAUGAGCUUGUUUUUACCCAAGACGAUGACAAGAGGAUUGUUCAGGAAGUCCACAGGAAGUUUUUUCUUGAGAGAGUCUCAAAGUGCAGAAGUCUGACACUGGAGAAGCUGCACGAAGAGGCUGUAGAUUUUCAGUGUGAAGCAUUGCGCUUCUACGAGCAAUUGGACAAGAUUGUGCUCAGUCAGAUGUCUCUCAAACAUGACGCAGUUCUUGCUAUAGCCCAGACCAAUGCGAAGUCGAUACACCUGAAGAGAUGUGGCCUUGCAGACUAUGAGGUGGAAAUCCUGUCCCAUGCCCUGAAAGAUGAAGAUCAUCCAGUCGAAGAGUUGCAUUUGAGCCAUAAUCCCUUUGGUGAGAAAGGCAUGCAAGCACUGCGGGAACUUUCCAUAUUGAAGCCCGGUCUUACCAUUGAUGUCUUGCAAUUGCCAGACAUUGAACUGGAGUUUGGUGUGCCAGAGGUUUUUCAGAAGAUCUUGAUGGUGACACCAUCAUCAGUUUUUCUAGAACACAAGCCUACAAUCGAGAUCAUUGAUUUUGGAACGCUCAAGCUGCCAGAGGGUAUGAUGCCUGCAAGCCAUUUGCUACAGCUCUCACCGGAGGGGGUGAACUUCCAGAAGCCUGUGCGCUUUCUGGUGCCCACACACAUCGGGGCCAAUGCUGCCUGGCGGUCCAACUCUGACGGCAGCUGGGAACAGGUGCCAGCGCAGUUUCGCCAUGGAUACAUGGAGGUCUACUUGAGCCACUUUUGCCAGCUUUACUCCAGCAGACCAGAGAGGACAGACUUUGUAAUGAAAGCUGUAGCAUUUUUGAACCCAAGCGCAUCAUCAGAGGCUCCAGAAGGGAGACUAGCAUUUCUUGAAGCUGACUGCCCAACUUGUGAACAGGACCUCAAUCAAAGGAUGGAUGGAGUCGUGAGAUGUGUGGUGGAGGAAGCGGUUGAUCUCUUUAGUCCUCAGAGAGAAAUUCACAUCUUGCAGGAUGGAGAGGUGAUCCAAAGCUUUCACUUGAACUUUGAGAGUGGAGUUCAGAUCUCUGAGGGCUUCGAGGUUCCGUUGGACAUUCAUUGGACCCAUCAGUUGUAUGUUGAGAUGGAGGUGGUUGACCCAGAGACUGGAAGAAGCCGACGUCGGAUGUACACCUUUGACUUUCCAGACAGGUCAAUGUCAAUGCCUGAUCCACCUCCCCAACCAUUGCCAGUUCCCCCACCUCCUCCACUGAUCCAGAACCCAGUUCCUCCUCCACUGCAGGGCUCUCCGCCAGACCCUCCGCCAAACCCACCGGCAGAGCCCCCACCAGUUGCGCCAGAGGUGCCCCGGCCACCACCUCCGCCAAUUCACAGACGGCAUUUGAUGUUGUCUGGAAGGUUCAAUACCACAGAGAGGGUUGAGUACAUCCGGCUGGUGCAAGUAGCACUUGAAAGCUAUGGCAUUGAGACUUUCAUGGUCGAUGUGGUCGCCAGCCAGCAGUUCAGCUCCGCCACCAGGGAAGGAUUAGUGAAGAUGAGGAUGAUGGCAGCGUUCUGUGAGUGGGACUAUGGCUCACAAACAGACGUAGGCUACGAGACCUUCCAGGAACUCGAGUACGCUUGGGAGAAUCGGAUUCCAAUCAUCCCCGUGAAACUGUGCCAGGAUUGGCCCCCCAGGCCUCCGGAUGAGGCUGGCCGAAUUCAAAACAUGUACGUGUUUCGGAAGAGUCUUAUCUACAUCGAUGCUGUUGCCAUGUCAAUUCAGAAGGUUGCAGAGGAAAUCGCCCAAGCCUGGCGACAAGCUGCAUGAAGGGUGUCAAAGGCCACACCACCGCGAACAUUGUGAUCCAAAGCAGAUGGUCUUCGAGAAAAAGAUGUU
This is a messenger RNA of Durusdinium trenchii, 5066 nucleotides long. The record is from the annotation of a GenBank genome assembly. Lineage: Eukaryota; Dinophyceae; Suessiales; Symbiodiniaceae.